AUGAAAGUGUACGACGAUUGCCAACACUCAGAAGGAUUGAUGCCAUGUCUUAAGAAAAAAGCGAUAUUGUUCUUCGAUCGAGCUGCAAGAAUGGAAGUCAUACCAUUAGUCAGUGGUGUCGAUGUUGUGAAGACAUCUCCCAGUGAAGUAUCAGCUAUAUCUGAAAACGACAUAGAUGCUGUGUUACCUAGGAGUUUGGACAAGGAUCAAGCGUUGACCCAGAUGCUGUGGGACCGCAUAGCUUCGUUCGCAAAUUCAAGAACGUUGCAGUUGUCGUUACCGAAGAUGUCUGGACAAGAUUUGAAUAAAGGGAUCGAAGAAGGACGAGGGAAGAUGAAGAAAAUGAUGGGCAUGAUGAUGAUGGGAGGGGUGAUGAAAAUGGCUGCCAUGAUCCCCCUCGCUAUUGGGUUCCUGUUCAUUUUAGCAGGAAAGGCGCUCAUUGUAUCUAAGAUAACAUGCAAAAAGCGAAAAUCUGGAAAAGUUUCUGGUGACAGGAAGAAAAACAAAAAACUGUCAAGAGUAAGGAGUCCAAGUCCUUGGACAGAUCAAAUCAGCGACAUUGCCAGUAGACAAGUCCAUAAAGCUGCUGAAGAUUGUAACAAGUCAAGAGACGUUUGGAAGAUAAUUUCUGACCUUGAGCAAUGA
Molecule: messenger RNA, 645 nt
Organism: Arctia plantaginis
Lineage: Eukaryota; Metazoa; Arthropoda; Insecta; Lepidoptera; Erebidae
Source: the annotation of a GenBank genome assembly